AUGGACGGUCCAAUCGCCUCCGCCGUAAUAUUGCCCGACGAACUCCUAGCACCGGCCUCGCCAUACAGUACCAAAAGACGACAGUCUUCUGUAAUCGAAGACACAGCCAAGCGUCCACGGCUUGAGGCGGAUGCGGAUGCGGAUGUACAGAACCACCAAGAGGUUGUGAAGCCUGCGAUUCCGGUGCGCCGUGAGCGAGGCAGAGAGCGCAGACUAUUUGGUGCUGCCCUAGGGGCACUCUCACAGAACUCUUCUACUGCAGCACAGAAACGUCGUUCGGAAAUCGAGAAGCGACAGCAGGCUCAGCGAAAACAGGAGGAUGAAGAGAGCGAACAGAGAAAGGCAGAGCGCUUGGCUAGACGGAGAGAGCAGCGCUGGCGAGAGCAGAGGCGCUUUGAACUGGAAACCAUGCGGACGCGACACGAAAAUUUACGGAGCAUGGCGCACUUCCUCCAGACAGAGACACAACCACACUUGUACUACAAGCCCUGGGAAACCUCGCCUACCGAAGACGAUCGCAUCCAAGACCAAAUUGCUGAAGCCGAGGAGACAAUCAAGCGCGAACUUGAAGAGUACGAAGCACGCCAACAGCAAGCUAAUAUGGGGAACCGGGAGCUAUCUGGCGAGCACGACCGUGCUGCAAAGGAAUACCAGACCGCUAAGGACAACAACGUGGACACGCCACAGCACCCAUCCAUAACCAAUGGUGGGACUAAUGGCGGUGCAUGCUCUCCCAAGGACCUGGAAAGGAAUGAUGAUCUUGCAGAUAAACCCGGAAGCGAGGCGGUGAGACACGGUCACGCCGCCGAAGACGCACAUGACACUAAUAUACCGAGUCCUGAGCCGGCCACUGACCAUCCCAGCAAGGACGAAGCCGACAAUGACGACAAUGGAGAAGACGUCGUCGAAGAAGCAGCCGAGGAUACCGUCAUUUACUGA
Plenodomus lingam JN3 is the source of this 939-nucleotide messenger RNA. RefSeq lists its product as uncharacterized. The record is from RefSeq and is a predicted model, not a curated record. Lineage: Eukaryota; Fungi; Ascomycota; Dothideomycetes; Pleosporales; Leptosphaeriaceae. Gene Ontology annotation, cellular component: catalytic step 2 spliceosome.